AUGGUGAAGAAACGACCCACAUCGUUCUUGAUACUGAAAGAAUUAUUGUGGAAGUGGAAAAAAAGACCAGCGCUGUAUAAUAAAGAAGUGAAAGAAUACAGCGAUAGAAAUGCGAAAGAGAAAUUAUGUACAGAAGUAUGCGCAAAUGUAAUACCAAAAUGGCAUGAACUAUCAGGUGCAGAAAGAAAAGACAGAGGGAAAGAAGUUCAAAAAAAGUGGAAGAAUCUGAAAGACUGUUUUGCGAGAGAGCUUGCUGCUCAGAAAAAAAUCAAAUCUGGUGAGCCUGCGAAAAAACGUCGUAAAUACAUCUACUUCGACGCAUUGCUAUUUUUACUUCCUCACCAACAACCCAGGACAACAAGUGGCAAUGUAGGGCCUCCAGGCGAUAAGGAAGAACUGUUAGACCAUAAUAAAGGACCCAGAAACGAUGAUGGAGAGCUUUCAAACGAUCAUGGAGGUCCCAGGAACAACAACGAGGAGACUCCACGUUCUUUACCCUCUGCAAAACCUGCACAGAGGAAACCACGCAGUCUUUCCAGCAAAUUUUCUCAUCAAAUAUCCACAUAUGAGGCUUCGUUAUUAGAGAUUUUAAAGGAAAAACAAACGGAGGAAGUUUCAGAGGAUAAAAACUUUGCUCUUAUGUUAAUUCCUAUGUUGACCAAACUAAACGACGAGCAAAAACAUUUUGCCAAAAUUGAAAUACUAAAUGUGAUGAGAAAUGCAAAAUUCUAUACACAGCCUGGGCCAUCAACACAAACUAACUUCCAUCAGUACUUCCAUCCAGGCCCACAUAAUAUGCAGCAUCAAACCUCUGUACGUUUGCCAGCAGCUUCGCCUCAAUUUUCCAAUACAACAUCUGUAAGUUUGCCAGCAAGUUCGCCUCAGUUUUCCAACCAAUCUGAUAAAAACUCUUCCCUCCAACCUACUAUUCGGAAUUUUCGAAUAAUUUUGAGUCAUCAAGAGAUUAUGAUAGCGAAUUAUAUGACUUGUAAUCAUAAUGUAUUAAUAAACUAA
Anthonomus grandis grandis is the source of this 1014-nucleotide messenger RNA. RefSeq lists its product as uncharacterized. The coding region runs from base 1 to 1014 and encodes 337 amino acids. Gene Ontology annotation, biological process: regulation of transcription by RNA polymerase II. Gene Ontology annotation, molecular function: DNA binding. The record is from RefSeq and is a predicted model, not a curated record. NCBI's taxonomy places the organism in Eukaryota, Metazoa, Arthropoda, Insecta, Coleoptera, Curculionidae. Gene Ontology annotation, cellular component: nucleus; transcription regulator complex. The transcript has 3 exons.